Messenger RNA from Stereum hirsutum FP-91666 SS1, 785 nucleotides. RefSeq names its product DJ-1. Gene Ontology annotation, cellular component: cytosol; nucleus. The record is from RefSeq and is a predicted model, not a curated record. The transcript has 6 exons. Bases 15 to 623 code for a protein of 202 amino acids. Gene Ontology annotation, biological process: guanine deglycation, glyoxal removal; protein deglycation, glyoxal removal. NCBI's taxonomy places the organism in Eukaryota, Fungi, Basidiomycota, Agaricomycetes, Russulales, Stereaceae. Gene Ontology annotation, molecular function: protein deglycase activity.
AUCAAUAACGCGACAUGCCUUCUGCACUGAUUCUCAUCGCGGACGGGACGGAGGAAAUGGAAUUUACCAUUGUGUAUGAUACUCUCGUUCGUGCCGACGUAAAGUGUGUCUCUGCAUACGUCUCGCCGACAUCCGCCGCGACGAUCCCCGAAGGAACGGAACAGAAUCCUCCGUUCGUCAGAUGCUCGCGCGGGGUGUGCAUCCAGCCCGAUAUUUAUUUCACGCAUAAAGCUACGACAUCUAACGAUUAUGAUGUCCUCGUUAUUCCGGGUGGCGCGAAAGGAGCAGAGACAAUGGCUGGAUUCUCCGCCGUUCAGACUGUCGUCAAAGAAUUCUACAAUAACAAAAAACUAGUUGCUAUGAUUUGUGCUGGAAGCCUCGCAGCUCUGAGCUCUGAGCUCCCGUCCCAGCCCCUGACGUCCCACCCCUCCGUCAAAUCUGAACUUGAUCAAAAAUUCAAGUACAGCGAAGACUCUGUCGUCGUUUCUAACAACCUCAUCACAAGCCGAGGUCCAGGAACUGCAUUCCCCUUCGCACUGACUAUCGUUGAACUGCUCUGUGGCAAGGAGAAACGAGAACAAGUGCGGGGACCUAUGAUUUUCCCGGCGGGCACGCCCUUCUGAGUGUCUGAAGUAGAGCUCGCAGGGCGCCCAGAAAUAUUCACGCCUGUACUUGAAACCUGGGAGAAAGAAUUUUGUGUAAUCCAUUGUAGUCGCAUAAUGCAAAUCCUGUAGCAUCAUCAUGCGCUGUAUGCAUCUUCACUCAUGCAUCAAGUCCAAAGAAAA